Molecule: messenger RNA, 438 nt
Organism: Cryptococcus wingfieldii CBS 7118
Lineage: Eukaryota; Fungi; Basidiomycota; Tremellomycetes; Tremellales; Cryptococcaceae
Exons: 3
Coding region: 1-438 (145 amino acids)
Source: RefSeq, a predicted model, not a curated record
AUGGUCAAUUACGCCAACAUCACCUCUGCUCCUGGACGUCUGGCAUACCGAUUAUCAACCCCUCGUAACAGGGUAGCAACAGGUAUUGACCCAGCCUUCUCUAGCGUGCUCUUUUGCCACCCACCAUGGCUCGACCAUUACUUUUUUUGUCCUCAGCUAGACGACCCUAUCUUUUACAACGAAUACAACCUCGUCGCUAUCGAUAUGCCAGGGCACGGUAUGUCCUUGCUCAAAGAGCUUGCUGGGCUCUACUACGAAGUAUUGCAAGCGCUCAAGAUAGAAAAGAUACACCUGGUGGGCGGCGAUAUGGGAUCCCUAGCCCAUAUGCGUCUGGCUUUGGCGCACCCAGAGAUAGUUGAAAGUCUGACCAUGGUUGGUCCUCCUACACCCGUCGAGACUGACUUGGUCAUGAUGGGGUUUACAGAUUCUUCUAAGUGA